AAAAAAAAGUCUUUCCACUAGUCGCGGUGGUUGUGCCCAAUCAGUUGGAUAUAUUUUCGUCCCUGCUGUAGUUCGUGGGGAAAUAAAAAUGCGGUUGAAAGAGAAAAACACGGAGAAAACUCCAGAAUCAGAAGGCUUCAAGAAUAAGGUUUCCAAGCAUAAACUACAAAGAUCAAACAAGAUGCAGAGAUCCAAUAAAACUCUUGGUCAUGACCCUUCACAAUGCAAGUCUGCACAGAGGAACAGAGUUACAUUUCAGAAACCCCUCGCAACUGGGAUUUCAGCACACAUAGAGAACUGCAUGGAGACUGCCAUUCUGUCAGUAGUCGGUAGAAAAGUUGCCUUACGUCAGUCUGUACAAGAACAGUUAAUUUUCUUCAAGAAGAGACUUGUCCAACACUGUAAGAAUGUAAAGUUUUCCUCCACCAAAAUGGGGAAUCUGAAAAGUAUCGGUAAAAAUUUGCUAGAAGAGCAGCAGAGAAUGGGGGAAACUGAAGAAAUUCUGAAGUGCUUAGAAGUUGAGGUUGAGAAAGCAGUGGAAAAUGCCGAAACAACAAUGAAUUGUAUCACACACCUUGAAAAAAAGAUUGAGAACUUAAAGCAGUUGGAUUUUGGGAAUGACAGUCUAGAGGUAAUACACACAAACCUGGAUGCUUUUCAACUUCCAAAAGCUUCGUACCAUGCUGUGUUGAUGCAGGAAAAGGCUCAAAUGUUGAAAAACCCCAGCAUGCUGUUGAAAGAACUGCAAGUACUACAGUCAGCCACAGCUUCUUUCAACCUGAGUAGACUAAUUGAGAAAUGUCACACUGAAAUAAAUGACUUGUAAGACAAACCAGUAUCUCCAUAUUACAUUUAAUAUUUAAUUAAAUACAGUUUUGUGUAACUAAUUUUAAAAACAUGACACAAUUAUUGUGAAGCAAUAUAAAAUCCAUAUAUAUUAAAUUCUGCGUUUGUUGCCAUUUUACUUACUACAUAUGAAGCAUGUUGCUUAUUCAAUAAAAUGUUUUUAUAUGCAAGAAA
Messenger RNA from Spea bombifrons (plains spadefoot toad), 1020 nucleotides. RefSeq lists its product as uncharacterized. NCBI's taxonomy places the organism in Eukaryota, Metazoa, Chordata, Amphibia, Anura, Pelobatidae. The coding region runs from base 89 to 826 and encodes 245 amino acids. The transcript has 9 exons. The record is from RefSeq and is a predicted model, not a curated record.